UGCCUUUGUUCUAGAUGAUGUACCGGUAAUAUUCGCUAGUAAUGGGGAUGCUCAGAGUGAUUUUGGGGACAGUGACAUUCGUUGUUCCUGUGACUGCAGCCUUCUGUGAUGUUGUUGGGUAUGUUGCCAAGGUAGAAGGAUCAUCAAUGCAGCCUGUUUUGAACCCUGAUGGAAAAGCCUGCACAGACUGGGUGUUUUUGAGUCGAUGGGCUGCCAGGUCAUUUGAGUUUAAACGAGGCGAGGUUGUCUCAUUCAAAUCACCAUCCAACCCAAAACAGAAAUUAAUUAAAAGAAUAAUUGCCCUUGAAGGUGAUACAGUGAGAACUCGGUCGUAUCGACGUUCUGUGCUAAAUGUGCCAACAGGACACUGCUGGGUGGAAGGAGACCACCAUGAAUACAGCAUGGACAGCAACUUCUUUGGACCGGUUGCUCUUGGAAUCAUCAGUGCCAAGGCUUCCCACAUUGUGUGGCCACCAAGACGAUGGCAGAAGCUGGAUGUCAUAGAGACCUGUGAUCGCUUGUAUAAACAUGAAUUCGUGGACACUACAGAGAUUGAUAGUUUGUAGCAGAUAUUAAACUGCUUGUGUGAACAUGAAUUCUUGAACACUUUAAAGAUUGAUAGUUUGUAGCAGAUACUAAACUGUAUGAAUGUGGAUUCUUGGACACUUCAGAGAUGAUGGUUUUUAGCAGAUAUUAAACCGUUUGUGUGAACAUGAAAUCCUGUGUGAACAUGAAAUCCUGGACACCACUGAGAUUGAUAAUUUCUAGCAGAUACUAAACUGUUUAUAUGAACAUAGAUUCUGGGACAUUACAAACAUUGAUAGCAGAUAUUAAACUGCUUGUAUGAACAUGGAUUUUCCAACAUUAAAAUACUUUUGACAAGUUAUCUGGACAUUACAGAUAUCACAGUGUGUAUCAACUAGACAUUAUGAAUGACUGACUUAUGACUGUUUGUGUGAAUUAAGACUGCAUGUGUGAAUCUCAUUUGCUUGAGUUAAUUGAUCUUGUAAUAUAUAUGAAAGAAUGGCUGCUGAUAAGAAUGUGGACUCUUUAAUAUUAGAGAUACAUGUACCAUGUUGAUAGUUUCGGUGUCUUAAGAAUUUAUACUAAUUACUGUAACUUACCUUACAGAUAAAUCUCAUUUAACUGGUAAAUUCUACUAACCAGUCCUGUACAUACAGAAAUUUAAAACUUUAGGUUCAAUAUAAGUAAAACACAGAGCCAUUUCUUUUGAAUAUACCGUAUUUGACCAGAAGUUAGCCCAUGUCUUUUUAACAGCGUUUAAGAAAUUAGGCCCUUAUCUGUAAAUAAGCCCCCCUCCCUCAUCCUCUUAUCACAGUAAAUACAACAAAAAUGCAAAUAUUAAACACAAAUGUAACAUCUUGUACCAUGUUUUGGUGUUUUUCCAUUGACAAAAUUGUGCGGUAUCUGUUCAUACCUGCACACUUUUGAAACCUCCCCUCUCAAGUGCCGAGAGACCCUUGAUUGGUCAACAUUUGUUUACGCCUAUUCUUAAACUUAGCUUUUUCUUUUUUAAGUUCUUGUAACUCAGAAAAGUGAAUCUUUGGCAGUUGUACAUAUACUUGAACAUUUUUCCGUUUCAUUUGCCUUUUGGUUUCCUGUGAAACUAUCUUGUUCAUUAUUUGUAGCAACUUUUCAUCAGAAAUAUUCUUUUCAUCUGUGAACUGAUGAAUUUUCUGAUGAACCACAUCAUUUGCAAGUUCAGUCUGCACACUAUGUAAAAAGAUGGAUUGCAUUAACUUUGGAUUGUAACUCAGUUCAGUGUGAUUUUCUUGUGCUGCAAAUUCCACAUGCUGUCGAAGAUCCAGCGCCUGUAAGAAAAACUCCUACGGAUCCUUUCAGAGACCCUGGGUUAGGUUGCAAAGCUCUUAAUACAACUCUGUUGCUUUUUUGCUUUUUUUUCAUGGAAAUGAGGAUGCAAAAUUCCUCAAAACUGAACAACAGUUAAAUCAGUUCUACCUUCUAAAUAAGUUUUCAGUUUUGUCCCACAAACAGUUGACCGUUACUACCUAUUUUCAAGUCCACUCUCCAUUUGAUGUACCAGGCUACUGAAUGAAAUAUCAUUUUUCCCAUCACUGAUCUGACCCAUUAUCUAAAAUUCUUUCUCAGAAUUGAACACUUUUCGAAAUUUAAACCUUUGUUCUUCCACUUGAUUGUCCAUACUGAUAUCUUCUGACUUAUCUUUGGGCUUUUCCUUGGAACUGUCUUCUUUCAGCAUAUCUUCAAUCAGAAGAACUGCUGUACUGCCACAAUCGUCUUUAGUUAUCUCCCAAGUCAAGAUACUUUUCAAUCAACCAUAUCACAUCCAGUUGACCGAGUGACUGGAUAUCCUUUGUUGAAAGUGAAAGAUUAGUGACCUGAAGAAGCUUCUUGAUUGUGGCGCUGUAGAGUUUUCCGCAUGUACUUCAGUUUUGUCGCUGUCUGGAACUCUGUCUUUUGGACAGUCCAGCCUUCCUGGUUAAGAUUUGGAGAAUACUAACAAGCUAUGAGGCAAUACUGUCUAUCUUGCACGAGUGAAUUGAUGUUGUCCUUCCCUAGCCUUUGCCUUUGGCAAGUGAAGGACAAAUUCAAUUCACUCGUGCAUGAUAAACGGUAUUACCCAGUAGCGAGUUGGGUAUUCUAUUUAUUACCUUUUUCAAUAUUUAUCAUUUUAUGGAAGAUUUUCGAACGAUACUGUUGUUGAAAACAAGUUUGCAAGUUAAGAACAAGAGACAGCGUUGCGUCAUAGCUGUGACGUACAUAUCGCUGAUGAAGUAAAUUAGUUGUUAACAUGACUUGAAAAUUGUAUCUGGUGGAAGAAAUGUUUUUUUCUUUCCCUAGGGAAAGAUCAUUUUUCUUUCCUCACUUCUCCCUGCCCAUAUGGGUAAUAAAUGUUAUCAUGACUGGAUGUGGCAGCUGGCCAAGUAUCCAUUAGAAUGAAGCAUCCAUCCUGGAUGAGCCCCCAAAUUGUUGCCCCAAGGUUCAUUGUGGUGAACUGAAGAAUUGAAGAAAAGAAAAUAAAGAAUAUGAUGGAUGAGAUUCUUUUUAAUCUCUGUACUCUACAACAUGGUGUCGGACAAGAUGGAUGUAGAUGCUCUCAAAAUCUCGAUUGUGUUCAAGCGAAAACAUAUUCUGGGAUCGAGUUCGAGUGAACAUUAUUUAUAAAAAAAUUUAGGGGUGCCUGUUUUUCAUAACAACAUAACCAGAUUACACUACCACAUUGUCAGGGAUAACACUUUCCCACUUAGAGAAGACGUCCAGAACUCUUUUUUUUCCAUAGAAGUGUGGCAGAGUCUGUAUGAAUCUUUAACUGUAUAACUUCUAGGGCCAGAAGAGUUGUCUAAAAUGCCUUUGGCAUAUUGGCCAAUUGAUUUAGAGUAUUUUUUAACAACAAAUUCCCUUUACGCUGAACAUGUGGACAGUGUCAUUCUGCAAGCUUGCACUUUACAUAACUUUUCUUAUCGGAAUCCAGCCAUCACAUUAUACCCCAUCACAUUUGAUUGAUCAUGAAGAUGAAAAUCACAAUUCCAUAAAUGGUCAGCUAAGCAACAUAGUUUGCUUCCAAUGCAACCAACCAGUAGUUGAAAUGUAAGUUGCAAAGCAAAACUACAGCAGUACUCAUUGACAAAAUAAUGCAGUUCUUUUGGUGGUGUGUCCUGGUGAUUGCUUAAUAUGUUGUCUAUAAUCACGUAUGUGAUGAAUACUAUAUGACAGAGAUAAAUGUGUAUCUCAAACUUACAUCAAGAUGAAAAAUGUUGGCCUGAUCGAUAUAAAUGAACUUGGAAAAGAAAGUUUUUCCAGCAACCAGCUAUGCUUUGCUGGUACAUUUUGAUGCCCAAUUCCCCUCAGUGGUGCUUUCUGAGCCUUCCCAAAUUGAGUGCUUAAAUCUUUCUCUUAUCUUCCUUGCUGAAAGCAAGCUUAUUGUUUAUCAUUACACACGUCCAGGCUAUUAACAUGAUCAUCUACAAAUACCUGGGUUUUCUUUUCAAGGAAAUAUUUUGCAAGCUUUGGUGUUGUAUAAAAGGUAUCAUUACACAGCAAUUACCUGCUGACCUCUGUCCCGGGUAUUAACAUGAUCAUCUACAAAUACCUGGGUUUUCUUUUCAAGGAAAUAUUUUGCAAGCUUUGGUGUUGUAUAAAAGGUAUCAUUACACAGCAAUUACCUGCUGACCUCUGUCCCGGGUAUUAACAUGAUCAUCUACAAAUACCUGGGUUUUCUUUUCAAGGAAAUAUUUUGCAAGCUUUGGUGUUGUAUAAAAGGUAUCAUUACACAGCAAUUACCUGCUGACUAUCUGUCCCGGGUAUUAACAUGAUCAUCUACAAAUACCUGGGUUUUCUUUUCAAGGAAAUAUUUAGCAAGUUUUGGUAUUGUAUAAAAAAUAUCUAUGUAUAAAAACAGUAUAGGGAUAUUUUCAGUAACCAGAUAACUAUCGUGAUCUUCUACGUCGGUAUCAAUAUUGCCUGUGUAGAUUAUACUGUCCAAAUUAAUGCCAUUUAAGGUAGAGCGAGUAUACGUGAAAAAGUGUGACCUUUUGGUACGGAUAUACAGUGUGAAUCCCAGUCAUCCCUUGAACAAAAUAAUAGACUUACCAAUGCAAAUGCUGAGCUGCUAACCCAUCAGUGCACCCAUCAACUGAUACAAAGUAUAUAUAUAUAUUUUUUCAAAUCAACAAUAUUAUCCAUGAAAUGAAAAAAAAAAAAAUGGACAUAUUAAUUAAAUUUUUGUCAAUGAAAUAAAAAUAAAAUGUCAAUUUCAACUUUCACAAACCGGAGAACAGGAUGUCGCCCCCUUGCACUUCUUAAGAAGGGCAUUGGACAGCUCUGUAUCAUAGCAUUUUCCUGCCUUGGUCUUCAGAAUCAUCAGGGCCUCCACUGUGUCUGGCCUAUUGAAGAGUGAGAGUCUGUCUAGUUCUUCCUCACAAUACUGAAGAUUCUUUCACAAGUAUCAGGAUAAUCUUUAGCACGAUAGUGGGCAGUGACUUGAACUUUAACUGUCUGAUUCUGAUUUUUCAAAACUCACAUGCCCACACACGAGCACAGCACACCCUGAAAAGUUACCUUAUAUUUUCUUGCCUCUUGUCAGUUCCAAAGAAUGAUCAUUGAAUGGAUUUGUGUUUCAUUAGUGUUUAUCUUAAUAUGCCAAACAAGAAAUCCUCAUUCCAAUUGGCGUAAGUCUUUUUCAUUCCAGUUUGUCGGGGAAAGGCAUUGGGGAUGAUGAAUGAAAGGCAUUGGGGAUGAUGAAUGAAUUUCGAAAUCAUAUGUCAAAUAAGGCUUUGACUUACUUAUAUGCUAAUAUGUACUCAAGAUAAUAUACCCUUCCACAGAUUCUUUUGCAGCACUAUCUAGAUAUCGUUUCUUGUAAUGGAUAUGCUCAGAUAGUGGGAUUUGUUGUCUCUCAAUCGGUGUCUUAAAGGCUGCUUUUCAGUGUGAGAAAGUCAGAGGAUUCCCAAUUAAUAUCCCAGGUUCUGGCGGAAGAAGCUUCUUUAAAUUAAUUUUCUCUGCCAGAAUUUUCUAUCAUGGCAUCAAUCAAACAAACAUGCCAGUGAUUUUAAUGACGUGAACCCAUAAUGUUCAUUACCAUCGCACCACUCGUGUUUCUCUGUUUUCUUUCGGACAAGUGGCUUCUGCUUUCAUCGUCAAGAAGGAAAUAAAAAUGGCAGAAAAUACACACUACAGUAAUUCGGCUAGGAUAUGUUUUUGUUUUGAAGAUUACAAAAGACAGAAAUAAACAGAAAGAAAAAAAUAAUUUAAAACAAACCUAAUAAUAAAAAGUAAAUAACAAAUAAAUAAUAUUUCAUAUUUGAAAAUAAAUUAAUAAUAAUAAGCAAGCAUUGACAGCAGUUUUUUCACAAGCAAUUCCCCCUGUAUUAAAAGUAAUUUGGAACCUUUGGCUAUAACCUGGCUACCAAGUCUGAACUUGUUGCCAACACUAAAGACUGAGAAAAAAAUAAAAAAUGCAAACAUGCCCUCCUCCACAAUUUAUUUUUUUAUUUUAUUUUGUUGGUGAUAGUCAUAAUAAAAUACAGUUGUGCAUCCCCAUUCCAUUGUCAAACGACAUGCCAAAGAAAGGCUUUGACAGAUAGGAUUUGUGCUGAAUCACCGUUUAGCAUAUUUGCUGCAACUGCUGCAGAUUUAAUCACCCACUUGAAUCUUUUUCAGUUUAGUGUCCACCGUAUCGACAUUCCCAAAGAUUGCUCUCUCAGCAAAAUUAAUUCUGGGCAACCGGCCUCGGUGGUGUCGUGGUUAAGCCAUUGGACAUAAGGCUGGUAGGUACUGGGUUCACAGCCCGGUACAGACUCACCCAGAGCGAGUUUUAACGACCACCUCUUCUUUCUCAUUAACCACUAACCCACUGUCCUGGACAGACAGAUCAGAUAAUCCAACAUUAAUUGGAUAUAAGCACAAAAAUAAGUUGAAAUGAAAUGAAUUCUGGGCAGCUGGUAGCGAUUCAUUCAAUCAGAAAUAUAUAUCCGUAAUUUAUCUCAACUUGCACCUUUGGAUUUUUAGCAUGCAUGCAUUAAAUUCAUUAAUUGUAUAGCAGAAUUAUAUACCAUUGUACUCUGUUUUUCUUCUUAUUAAUUUUUGUUUUGCGAUAUUUUUCUUGUGUGGUAGAAAUCAGAGUAGUUGACUUCUUGAGAAUAAUCAUUCAGUUUAUUAGUACUUAUGAUCGUAAAAACAAUGCACAAAAAUAUCUAAAAUGGAUCCAAUGGCAAAGUCUAUCCUUAGUCAACUCUUAGGUGUUACUGGCAUACUUAAACUAAAACUGGCAAACCCUUGGACAUGUGACAUUUAAAGUUGUUUAAAUUUCAUACAGAUUACAUACAUUUUUGAACGGAUGAAACAAAUUACAUAUACAUGUACAUGUAGUCUCAUUUAACAUGCGCUCUUGCGAAUACAAGUUUUCAUCUCCUAGGACACGUUAGUAUGGGACACGUUAGUAUGGGACUGGUUGAUGGAACUAGUUUUAAGAGAUGUCUAUUGCUGCUCUAACAAAUGACAUAUACAUGUACAUGUAGUCUCAUUUAACAUCCGCUCUUGCGAAUACAAGUUUUCAUCUCCUAGGACACGUUAGUAUGGGACACGUUAGUAUGGGACUGGUUGAUGGAACUAGUUUUAAGAGAUGUCUAUUGCUGCUCUAACAAAUGACAUAUACAUGUACAUGUAGUCUCAUUUAACAUCCGCUCUUGCGAAUACAAGUUUUCAUCUCCUAGGACACGUUAGUAUGGGACACGUUAGUAUGGGACUGGUUGAUGGAACUAGUUUUAAGAGAUGUCUAUUGCUGCUCUAACAAAUGACAUUAUUUUCAUGAGAAGGCAGGACAUAGCCCAGUGGUAAAGCGUUUGCUUGAUGUAUAGUCAGUUUAUCAAUCCCCAGUGGUGGGCCCCACUGGGCUAUUUCUUAUUCCAGCCAGUGCACCACGACUGGUAUAUCAAAGGCUGUGGUAUGUGCUAUCCUGUCUUUGGGAUGGUGCAUAUAAAAGAUCCCUUGCUACUAAUGGAAAAAUGUAGCGGAUUUCCUCUCUAAGACUAUGUCAAAAUUACCAAAUGUUUGACAUGCAAUAGCCAAUCAAUGUGCUCUAGUGGUGUUGUUAAACAAAACAAACUUCUUAUUAUUAUUCUUAUGACUCCUGUUAUACCAUAAUGUAUACAACAAAGUCGCAAACAAAUAUAUGUACUAUGUAAUCAAUGAAGACUGCUACAAAAUGUACAAUAAAGUGCAGUGUUUCAGUCUUGAUACCACAUCAUAUAAUUAUAAUUAAUUCUAGAUAAUAACUGUAAUCACUCUGAAAUCCUGUCAACAAUAUGUCAUUAUUAAAAACAUAUAUUGACCUGCCAGUAAAUGGACAUUGGUCAUUUGAGAUCUUCAGUCCAAAAUGUAACAGCAAAUACUGGAGCUUGUGACUUGAGAAAUAAUGUUAAUCUCCAAUAUAUUUUCCUACAAAUGAAAUUUGUACUCCCUGGUAGAUGUUUCCUUCAAGAAUAGAUGUUUUAGUUUUUAUUAUUGAAAUGUUAAUUUUGGUGAAUGUCCUAGUGGCCAAGACUGGAUUGUUUGUACCACUGCCAUGUGAAUCAAAGCAGAUUUUAAAUGCAUUUUAUUUGAUUACGAUUAUUCUUAAAUGAAAAUUGUAUCUGUACAUUUGUCACAUAUUUAAAAAAGAGUUAAAUUAACAUUCGCUGUUUGUUAAUAAAUACAUGUUAUUGUUACAUAUUGAUAAUAAAGUGAUCCUUUUUUUA
Gigantopelta aegis is the source of this 8234-nucleotide messenger RNA. RefSeq names its product mitochondrial inner membrane protease subunit 2-like. NCBI's taxonomy places the organism in Eukaryota, Metazoa, Mollusca, Gastropoda, Neomphalida, Peltospiridae. Gene Ontology annotation, cellular component: membrane; mitochondrial inner membrane peptidase complex. The record is from RefSeq and is a predicted model, not a curated record. Gene Ontology annotation, molecular function: serine-type endopeptidase activity. Bases 42 to 566 code for a protein of 174 amino acids. Gene Ontology annotation, biological process: mitochondrial respiratory chain complex assembly. The transcript is spliced from 5 exons.